Messenger RNA from Phycomyces blakesleeanus NRRL 1555(-), 462 nucleotides. RefSeq lists its product as hypothetical. The record is from RefSeq and is a predicted model, not a curated record. Gene Ontology annotation, molecular function: structural constituent of ribosome. Bases 13 to 339 code for a protein of 108 amino acids. NCBI's taxonomy places the organism in Eukaryota, Fungi, Mucoromycota, Mucoromycetes, Mucorales, Phycomycetaceae. The transcript has 3 exons. Gene Ontology annotation, biological process: ribosomal large subunit biogenesis; cytoplasmic translation. Gene Ontology annotation, cellular component: cytosolic large ribosomal subunit; ribosome.
AAUUAGUUCAUUAUGGCUGGUCAAUCGUCUCGUCUGUACAGCAAGGGUCGCGUCCUCGGUUACGAACGUGCAAAGCGCGCACAGAACCCCAACACCUCUUUGAUCCAGGUCGAGGGUGUCCAGACCACCAAGGACGCUCAGUUCUACCUCGGAAAGCGUAUUGCCUACGUUUACCGUGCCCAGCGUGAGGUUAACGGUUCCAAGGUCCGUGUCAUCUGGGGUCGCAUUGCCCGUACCCACGGUUCCAACGGUGUUGUCAAGGCCCGCUUCCGCAAGAACUUGCCCCCCAAGGUCUUUGGCGCCAGCGUCCGCAUCAUGCUUUACCCCUCCAACAUCUAAAUCGCAUAUCGAAAGAAACUCAACAAGAAAAUUUUGUCCUAAUUUUUCUUUUGGCCGUUUCAUAUUUUUUUUGAUAAGGCUGUAAAAUAAAGCAAAAACAAGAUACUUUUUUUGUUAGAGGUU